This is a messenger RNA of Papaver somniferum (opium poppy), 2217 nucleotides long. RefSeq names its product NADH dehydrogenase [ubiquinone] flavoprotein 1, mitochondrial-like. The transcript is spliced from 3 exons. The record is from RefSeq and is a predicted model, not a curated record. Gene Ontology annotation, biological process: mitochondrial electron transport, NADH to ubiquinone. The coding region runs from base 414 to 1880 and encodes 488 amino acids. Lineage: Eukaryota; Viridiplantae; Streptophyta; Magnoliopsida; Ranunculales; Papaveraceae. Gene Ontology annotation, molecular function: FMN binding; NAD binding; NADH dehydrogenase (ubiquinone) activity.
AUGUAGAAAUCCCUGAAGAAGUUUCUCUCUCUUCCUCUUCUUCUUCUUGUCUCGCAUUUUGAUCUGUGGAUUUCGGUAACUCCACGAAGCUUUUUGAUUUUACACACACCUCUUCUCUCUCUUCUGAGAGGUCUAAUGUGAAACCAAGUACAUUGAAGAGCCAAAAUGCACUAUGAUUGCUAACUAUGUGAAAUCGAAUCUGGGACAUAUGUGCUGAACAAUUCCUAGUGUGCCGUUGGGUUUUUAAUAUCUGAGAUGGAUGAGUCCUCUCACUAGAAAUGAGUUCACUUUGACCUAUGUAGCUGUUGGCGUUCUGCAAAAGUUGUAUCUUUCAGUACCCUUGAUCUUCUUGGUAUCCUCUGAUUCAAGACAUUAAAUUCCCCGACUCAACCCUGUUCAUUUGUUUCUCUUAAAUGGGACCCAUCAAGAACAUUCUCUCUCUGCACAGGGCGGCAGCUCCAUUACGGCAAAGCACUAGAAGGUGGGAUGCAGUUUGCAGAUCAUUCAGUGCUCAAGCAACAACUACCGCAACCACUCCACAACCUCCACCACCACCCCCGCCUCCUGAGAAAACCCACUUUGGUGGACUAAAAGAUGAGGACCGCAUCUUCACCAACCUUUAUGGAUUGCACGACCCUUUCCUCAAAGGUGCAAUGAAGCGUGGUGAUUGGCACAGAACCAAAGACCUAGUACUCAAGGGAACUGACUGGAUUAUUAAUGAAAUGAAGAAGUCAGGGCUUCGUGGCCGUGGAGGUGCUGGUUUUCCAUCUGGUCUUAAGUGGUCGUUCAUGCCAAAAGUAUCUGAUGGGCGUCCUUCCUAUCUUGUAGUAAACGCUGAUGAGAGUGAGCCAGGAACGUGUAAGGACAGAGAAAUCAUGAGGCAUGAUCCACACAAGCUACUAGAAGGGUGCCUUAUUGCAGGAGUAGGCAUGAGGGCCAGCGCAGCUUACAUCUACAUAAGGGGAGAGUAUGUAAAUGAGCGUUUGAACCUCGAAAAGGCCUUAAAAGAAGCUUAUAAAGCUGGACUAUUAGGGAAGAAUGCAUGUGGUUCUGGCUAUGACUUUGAUGUGCAUAUCCACUAUGGUGCUGGUGCUUACAUUUGUGGUGAAGAGACUGCACUUCUUGAAAGUCUCGAAGGGAAACAAGGUAAACCUAGAUUGAAGCCUCCAUUUCCAGCUAAUGCUGGGUUAUAUGGCUGCCCAACAACUGUUACCAAUGUGGAAACAGUGGCUGUUUCUCCAACCAUCUUAAGAAGAGGACCUGAAUGGUUUGCUAGUUUUGGCAGAAAGAACAAUUCUGGGACAAAGCUAUUUUGCAUCUCAGGUCACGUGAAUAAGCCUUGCACUGUUGAAGAGGAAAUGAGUAUACCAUUAAAGGAACUGUUGGAGAGGCACUGUGGGGGAGUCAGAGGUGGGUGGGAUAAUUUGCUUGCCGUGAUACCAGGGGGUUCUUCUGUGCCAUUGCUUCCCAAGCACAUCUGUGACGAUGUUUUGAUGGAUUACGAUGCACUCAAGGCUGUGACUUCUGGGUUGGGAACUGCUGCGGUGAUUGUCAUGGACAAAUCAACUGAUGUAGUGGAUGCUAUUGCCAGGCUUUCGUACUUCUACAAGCACGAGAGUUGUGGUCAGUGCACACCCUGUAGGGAGGGAACAGGAUGGUUGUGGAUGGUCAUGGAAAGGUUGAAGGUUGGAGAUGCAAAGCUGGAAGAGAUUGACAUGCUGCAGGAGAUCACGAAACAGAUAGAAGGGCACACAAUCUGUGCUUUGGGUGAUGCUGCUGCUUGGCCAGUUCAGGGCCUGAUCAGGCAUUUUAGACCCGAGUUAGAGAGGAGGAUUAGGGAACGUGCAGAUAGGGAACUACUGGAGGUUGCAUCUGCUUAAGCCACCUUCCACACCCAGGUUGGCUAUAUCUUUGAUGGCUUUCCCUGUUCCGUAAAGUAAGAAUACUAUUCGGAUGUUUGUCUUUUGUUUUUAUUUUUGUUAAUGCUGUGUUUACAUGAUCAAACAAAUGUGUCCUUCAUGAAGUGUAAGUGACCCAAUGGGUAACGGUGCGCAUGCCGGAAAGUGAGCCAGAUACUUAUUGCUAGUUACAGGAAAAUUUGGUUUCACUAGCAAAUCAUAUUUAUUUAAUAGUAAAUCUUUUGCCUUGUAGUUUGCAGUUCACCUGAUCUGGUGGAUAUUGUUGAAUAAAAAAGGUUGAAGGAACUAAAUUCGAUUU